Messenger RNA from Asterias rubens (European starfish), 1468 nucleotides. RefSeq lists its product as uncharacterized. Bases 107 to 1192 code for a protein of 361 amino acids. The transcript has 10 exons. The record is from RefSeq and is a predicted model, not a curated record. NCBI's taxonomy places the organism in Eukaryota, Metazoa, Echinodermata, Asteroidea, Forcipulatida, Asteriidae.
ACUCGUAAACACAAUUAACGUAAAAGACACUGGGUGUUUCGCCUCGUCGUGCGUGUUUGCUUUGCAGCACUUGAAUGACUUUUCCAUUCCAGCGGAAGUUUAGACCAUGAGCAGCACUCCCCAAAAGGACUACGGCACCAUGACUUCUUCCUCUGAGCACGCUGGCCGCCACUGGUCAGAUUCUGAGCCUAUAAAUGACCCACCAACAACCUUUGCUGAUCUUGGUGUAAUCAGGGAAGCUGCAACGGUUCAAACAUUUUUUGGAAAGAGACGUCCGUUGUCGAGUCUGACGCACAAGGAAUGGGCCUUUGCGGUUAUUUCCAUCCUCAGUAUUCUUGGGGCUGCUGCUCUGACCAUUGAGAGAAUCGUUUUUUAUGUCGAAAACCCAACCUCGGAUGUCACCUUUGCCAUUGUGUUGUUGCUCACACUCGGAUUUUGUCUGCUGUAUGUUGUGAAUGGUUUGUUUGGUGAGCGUCCCUAUGAGCUACUAAUCUUCAUCAUAGGUACAGUCAUUCUGAUGAUCUACAGCAUCAGUAACUACAUGCAAACAGUUGCUAGACUCGACCUAUAUGAGAAGAAAAUCAAGAUGGCGAGGCUGAUCUUGAUUGCAGCUGCCGGACCAGUCAAUAUCAUCUUAGGGGCAGUAAUAGCUAGAGAGUACUACAUCUCCAGGAAUCUUAUCUUCCGAACAGUCGGAGCCAACGUAGAUCUUCAGAAUUUGUGCAGUAAGAUAUUCUUCACAGAGAGUUUGUUCAAGAUUGAUUUGCAACUGGAGCUUUCCCUGGUAAUCUUAGUCUUGAAGGAAGGCUUCAAUGAUGUCAACGCCCUGGAUAUCGUAGUAUUAGCAGCUGGUACCCUGUAUGCUCUGGUGUGGUUCUUGAAUGGACUUUUCGCUAUGCGACUUGAAAACUCAGUCAUGAUGUAUCUCCUGUGGAUCUUCAGUAUUUUUGAACCGGCCUACAUAGUCUAUAAAAUUGUGGAUUUGGGGAAGGAAUGGAGUCACCCUGACUACUACCAGAAUAUUCGGGCGGCCAUUAUUCUAGGUGGUGCUUGUGGUUUGUUCAUACGGUGCAGUCUGAUUGGAUGCACCAUCUAUGUGUAUCGAAACUUCGGCAAAGGAAUGAAGGAAAAAGCAUAUGGAGAGUUUACCUCUAAGCCAGACGAAACUCAUUCAAGAACGGUGGAAACCUGAAGAAGUACAUGAAAUAUUGUUUGCUUGAUGAUUAUUUUUUAAACUUGCCCUGACAAAACCAUGGAGACCAAAGGUACAAAGCUGCCAGUGUUUUUACCUGAGAUGUUGAUUUCUCAUAGUCAGAGACAAAUUUGACUAGGAAAAUGACACUGAAUCGCUACCAGAUUGACUAAAAAAUGUUUGUAAACACCUUGUUCCGUUAAAGGGAAAGUAAUCAUUUGAUUUUUGGAAUCAUUUGAUUGUUUGAAUAUUCCGUAAUUUGAGAACAAGUUUUUU